GUCUCUCCAGGCAAGCAGUAAUAAACAAAAGAUGGGCAUGAACCAUUCAUUCUAUUAGAAGGCCACGACUCCGGCCGACGUACACCCAUCAUGCAGACCGAAUCCCCGAAUCCUCUAAUACACAAUGCUCCAGCAUCGGAUACCAGUCCCCGCGUCCAGCUCCAUCCUCUUGUCCUCCUCACGAUUUCCGACACCAUCACCCGGCACAAUCUCCGCGACAGCGAGGAGCUAAGCGUGGGAAUCAUCCUUGGCCAGCAGAAUGGCCGUGAAGUCACCAUGGAAGCUGCGUUUGAGUGUAAGACGGUUACCACAGAGGGCACGGUCUUGUUCGACGAGGAGUAUCUCAGGGUGCGGCUCGAUCACUUGAGAGAAGUCUAUCCGUCUCCGCAGCUCGAUUUGGUGGGCUGGUUCGGCCUCGGGCUCCCAUCUGGACCCGCGUUGUAUCACUCCGUGAUCCAGGAUCAAUUCCAGCACCGACUGGGACACGACAAUGCGUUACUGCUCCUCUUUCACCCUACCGCGGUCGGCGAACCCGAAUUGGCUAUGGGGAAGCUCCCAGUUUCGGUAUAUGAAGGCGUCGUUAUCAACGAACCGAACGCCAUGGAUGUCGACGGCGGUGAUCGAGCGAAGGGCCUGAGAUUUAGGGGGUUGGAGUGUGCGAUCGAGACGAGCGAGGCGGAAAUGAUCGCGAUCGACUUCGUAGCUAAGGGUGGAGGGAAUGCCACGGCUGUGGAACGGCCCAACGAGCCGGCGAGUGAGUCGAGCGGGAAAGGCAAGGGGAAAGCGCUCUCCGUAGACGACUUGGUAAACGGAGCAGAACAGGCACCGGAAGUCCAGCUUUCUCCCGCGGAAGAAGAUCUCAUCUCGUCCCUUACCGCAAAGCUCAACGCGAGCAAGAUGCUCCACCAACGCAUUUCUCUCCUCGGAUCGUACGUCUCGUCUCUACCACCCUCCUACCUCACCGAUCCCUCGCUUCCGAUCCAAACCUCCUCCGACCCCGAAACCGACCAGACGCUCCCAAACCAUCAAAUCCUCCGCUCCAUCUCGGGCCUCAUCCGCCGCCUGCCCAUCCUCCCGCCACCAUCCACCGUGGAAUUCCAGCGCGAAGUAUCCGAGCAGCGCACAGACGUGACGCUACUCGACCUGCUCGCGAAGGUGACCGAGUCGAUCAAUGAGAGCCGCGAAAUGGGCAAGAAAGUGGCGGCGGUGGAAAUUGGUCGGUCGUUUGGACGGAAGGGGUCGGGGAUGCAGGGUCUACAGGAACUGCCGUCCACGGCAUUCGACAGUCCGACGUGAAGGGAGCAUGACUCACAUGACGUUGACGAAUAAUGAUGGGAAUUCAUGAGUUGCUCGUCGUUGAGAGGUUCUACCAGCGAGCAUUCUGCCUAGUAUUGCAGGCGUAACAUUCUUAUAGAAUCGAACGUGGUCCUGAAGACCAACGGUCUGCUCUGUAGAAGGGAAUAAAGAUGCACUUCAAAUCGCACUCCCCAAUGAAUGAGCGUCCAUGGUGAUAUGAUGGUAGUAUAUAUG
Messenger RNA from Eremomyces bilateralis CBS 781.70, 1530 nucleotides. RefSeq lists its product as uncharacterized. Gene Ontology annotation, molecular function: protein binding; metallopeptidase activity. Gene Ontology annotation, cellular component: COP9 signalosome. Gene Ontology annotation, biological process: protein deneddylation. The transcript has 3 exons. Bases 91 to 1296 code for a protein of 401 amino acids. The record is from RefSeq and is a predicted model, not a curated record. NCBI's taxonomy places the organism in Eukaryota, Fungi, Ascomycota, Dothideomycetes, Eremomycetales, Eremomycetaceae.